Molecule: messenger RNA, 5997 nt
Organism: Varanus komodoensis (Komodo dragon)
Lineage: Eukaryota; Metazoa; Chordata; Lepidosauria; Squamata; Varanidae
Gene: PI4KB
Product: phosphatidylinositol 4-kinase beta
Exons: 13
Coding region: 174-2654 (826 amino acids)
Biological process (GO): phosphatidylinositol phosphate biosynthetic process; phosphatidylinositol-mediated signaling
Cellular component (GO): membrane; cytoplasm
Molecular function (GO): 1-phosphatidylinositol 4-kinase activity
Source: RefSeq, a predicted model, not a curated record
GUCUCCCAUGGGCCCGGCUGGAGCUGCGAAGCGACUUUGCAGAGAAUCCCUGUGAGUCCCCAUCUCCCAAGAUGGCUGGCUCAGCUGGUGUUGCGGGGCAGCAUUUCAGAGGGGGCAGACGGCCCACCUGGAAUGGGAUGAGACAGCUUUGAAAACGCGCAUUCGCCUUGGCUAUGAGUGACUCCGCCGUAGACACGCCACAACCAGGGGAUGCGUUGGAGGAGACGCCAGUCGCGGUGCCACCCCAAGGAAAUGGAGGGGCGGCGACUGGCCUCGGAGUCAUCACAGAAGGCGUCGGCGAGCUGGCAGUCAUCGACCCUGAGGUGGCCAAGAAGGCCUGUGAGGAGGUCCUGGAGAAGGUCAAGCUGAUGCACUGCAUCUCGCCCGACGGGUCCAUCCAGUUGAGGGAUGGUGCCAGGAUGAGGGGCGCCCGGCAGGCUGGCCAGAAAUUGCCGAACGGGGAGUGCUGCGAGAUCAAGUGCUUGGACGACCCUCCCAACAAGGUCCAGCAGGAGGAGGACGAGCCUGUGGGCGGCUCUGUGAAGAGCGCCCGGCGACGCCAGAAGAACAACUCGGCCAAACAGUCGUGGCUGCUGCGGCUGUUCGAGUCGAAGCUCUUCGACAUCUCCAUGGCCAUCUCGUACCUCUACAACUCGAAGGAGCCCGGGGUGCAGGCCUACAUCGGCAAUCGGCUCUUCUACUUCCGCAACGAGGAGGUGGACUUCUACCUGCCCCAGCUGCUGAACAUGUACAUCCACAUGGACGAGGACGUCGGGGACGCCAUCAAGCCCUAUGUCGUGCACCGCUGCCGACAGAGCAUCAACUUCUCGCUCCAAUGUGCCCUGCUGCUCGGGGCCUACUCCUCGGACAUGCACAUCUCCACCCAGCGCCACUCCCGUGGGACCAAGCUGCGCAAACUCAUCCUCUCGGAUGAGCUCAAGCCGGCGCAGCGCAAGCGGGAGCUUCCGUCCCUGAGCCCCGCGCCUGACGCGGGGCUCUCCCCUUCCAAAAGGACUCACCAGAGGUCCAAGUCGGACGCCACCGUCAGCGUCAGCCUCAGCAGCAAUCUGAAGCGGACGGCCAGCAACCCCAAAGUGGAGAACGACGACGAGGAAUUGUCAUCGAGUACGGAAAGUCUUGAUAGAUCAUUUUGUUCCCCUGUCCGACUAGCCCCUGAGCGAGAGUUCAUCAAGUCCCUGAUGGCCAUUGGGAAGCGCUUGACCACGCUGCCGACCAAAGAGCAGAAGACACAGCGCCUCAUCUCGGAGCUCUCCCUGCUCAACCACAAGCUGCCGGCCCGCGUCUGGCUCCCCACUGCUGGAUUUGACCACCACGUGGUGCGGGUCCCGCACACCCAGGCUGUGGUGCUGAACUCCAAGGAUAAGGCUCCUUACCUAAUCUAUGUGGAAGUACUUGAAUGUGAAAACUUCGACACCACUAACGUCCCGGCCCGGAUCCCAGAGAACCGCAUGCGCAGCACGCGCUCGGUGGAGAACCUUCCCGAGUGUGGAAUUACGCACGAGCAGCGGGCUAGCAGCUUCACCACUGUUCCCAAUUACGACAAUGACGACGAGGCUUGGUCUGUGGACGACAUUGGGGACCUGCAGGUGGAGCUUCCUGAAGUGCACACCAACAGCUGCGACAAUAUCUCCCAGUUUUCUGUGGACAGCAUCACCAGCCAAGAGAGCAAAGAGCCGGUCUUUAUCGCUGCAGGAGAUAUCAGGAGACGCCUCUCGGAGCAGCUCGCCCACACUCCAACGUCGUUCAGGAGAGACCCCGAGGAUCCGUCUGCCGUUGCCCUGAAGGAGCCAUGGCAGGAGAAAGUCAGGCGGAUCCGGGAGGCCUCUCCCUACGGCCACCUCCCCAACUGGCGCCUCCUGUCCGUGAUCGUGAAAUGCGGCGACGAUCUUCGGCAAGAGCUGCUGGCCUUCCAGGUCCUCAAACAGCUGCAGGCCAUCUGGGAGCAGGAGCGCGUGCCUCUGUGGAUCAAGCCCUACAAAAUCCUUGUCAUCUCCGCUGACAGCGGCAUGAUUGAGCCAGUGGUCAACGCGGUCUCCAUCCACCAGGUGAAGAAGCAGUCUCAGCUCUCGCUGCUGGAUUACUUCCUCCAGGAGCACGGCAACUACACCACCGAGGCCUUCCUGACAGCUCAGCGCAACUUCGUCCAGAGCUGUGCCGGGUACUGCCUGGUCUGCUACCUGCUCCAGGUCAAGGACAGGCACAACGGCAACAUCCUGCUGGAUGCUGAGGGGCGCAUCAUCCACAUCGAUUUCGGGUUCAUCCUCUCCAGCUCACCCCGGAACCUCGGUUUCGAGACGUCAGCCUUCAAGCUCACAACGGAGUUCGUGGACGUGAUGGGCGGCCUGGAUGGGGACAUGUUCAACUACUACAAGAUGCUGAUGCUGCAGGGCCUCAUAGCCGCUCGGAAGCACAUGGACAAGGUCGUGCAAAUCGUGGAGAUCAUGCAGCAAGGCUCGCAGCUGCCCUGCUUCCACGGCUCCAGCACCAUCCGGAACCUGAAGGAGCGCUUCCACAUGAACAUGACGGAGGAGCAGCUGCAGCUGCUGGUGGAGCAGAUGGUGGACGGCAGCAUGCGCUCCAUCACCACGAAGCUGUACGACGGCUUCCAGUACCUCACCAACGGCAUCAUGUGACCGCCGCCGCCGCCGCCGGCCACCGCCUCCCCCCCGCAGCCGAGACCUCGGCGCCCUCCCGGAGCGCGGGAGCAGCCCCCUCCUCCCGAGCGGCCCCGGACCGCAGCGGCUCCCUCACGCCGGGCACCGCUUUUAACCCGACUCUUUUCGACACUGGCGGGAGGUAGCUGUGGGGGAAGCGGGGAGGAGGAGACGAGACGUCCGAACGCUCGCACGCUUGUCAUGCGGACAGCGGAGGAUCAUGUGGACACGCUGCUGAGGUCUGCUUGUGCGAAAGGACAGAGCCUUCGAUUGUGGAUAUCAGAAGAACCAUGUUGCGCACCUGUCUGCCCCCUUCCCUUCUCCCCAGAACUUUUUAUUUCAGUAUUAUUAUACCUGUUUGCAUCUUCUGAACUCUCUUCCAACAAUCUCGUAAACGUUUUAUGGGUCCAGGUGAGAUUGGGGGACGGGGGUGGGGGGGAGAGAGAUUUCCUUCCACAGCAAGGCCAAGAAGUCCUGCUGUCAAGAGCCGCCUCGCCUCUUCCCGAGAUCCCUGUCUCUCUCCCCAGAUGCAGCUGACACGCAUUCAGUUCCUUCCUCCCCUUUUGUUCUUCCUGCCUCCGCCCCAUCCCCUCCGAUACACGUCGUCGUGGUCGUGUGAGCGCGUGUGUGUCCCUCUCUGUCGAGACGAUUAAAUUCCCUACUUGUUCCACCCCAUUUUUUUUCAUUCCUGCACAUUUUAAUGCAAGGGUGAAGCUGCGAGUUGCACAGAUCCGUCUUUCCUUUAAUAUGGCCGGGUGCAGGUUCCUUCCUGCUUCUCGGAGUCCAGUUUUAAUGUCCCUGGGACAUCCCGGGGCCGGGGUUGGUGGGAGGCUGAGAGGCAUCAUGUCUUGCUUUCUGCAGAACUGCCCUGGGUUUUCCUUUCCAGCUCCUGUUGGUCAUUUUUGGUUUUCACGCAACCCACAGUAGUGGGGCAGGCCCGGCUUUGUGGCUGUGUGGGUGGGUGGGGGGUUCAUUCUUGGGCCACAUAAGCAUCGAAACUGCCCCAUGCUGCCGCAGACCAAUCUCCACAGCUGGAGAUGCAAGUGCCGGGUGUCCCGCUCCUUAGCUGUGAAUGUUAAACAUUCUCACUUUCUGAAGUGCUUAGACAAACCGGUUAUUCACUGGUGCAGCUGGGAAGCCCCCCACCCCACCCUCUCAGAUCAGCCUGGUAGAAUAUUCUUCCCGGCUCCCAGCGGAGAGAAACAAAGGAUCCGGACUGAUACCGUGCCCUGCUGUCGUGAGGUCACCCGAGGGCGGCCACCUUCCCCUUUAUUAGCAGAGUUCUGCUUUCCUCGUCGCAGCUUAGACAGUGCCUUCUCCGUCUUUGCUUCUCAUAGCGAGUGUGCUGGAAUCCACCCUCUUCCCUUCCGUGCAGAAGAAAUUCUGGGUGCAGCUUCCCGGAAGCUCGAAUGUCUUGCAGUAUGACUUUCAUAGAGGACUCUACCAUGUCUGUGUGGUGGAGGCCGCACUUUCACCAUCCACCCUUUCCUGAGAAAAGACUUUUGGGUGGUGCUUUUGUUUCACUGAAAAUGGUUCAUUCGGUCCUCUGAAAUCGCACACAGUUUUCUUUGUAUGCGAAAUGAAACGUGCGUCUCCUGAUUUUGGGGGAUGGGGUGGAACGGUACCACAUGUCUGUUGGGGUUUAUGUGUGUGCGUGUGUGACUUGCAGACCUGUUUUCCUCUUUCCUGUCCAAGAUUCCAAUCUUUCUGGAUUUGAUUUUUUUUUCAUGGCAUACAAGGUGUGUAGUUGUGUAGCACUUAAUUCUUGCAACGCUGAAAAAAAAUCUUUUUUUAAACAAAAAAUUCUGGUUGUAUGAGACAAUGUGGGGAAUGGGAAGCGAUGUAGAAAUGGCUGCAUAAAAUGAAAAGCAAGAAGUUGGCACAGGACGUUCUGUAUCUGUGAUUUAUUUUUAUUUUUUUCAUUUUGGUUUUUAAUCAACUGAGCCCUUUAAAAGAAUAUAUUUGCUAACAGAGGUGAAAAUUCUGGUUUGGAUGCUGUUGCGAAACGAUGCUUUGGUGCAGCAUCAACCAAGGAGCCUCCAGAUGAGUCUCGAGCGUUCACCAAGUCUGCAAGAGGAUCUCAGAAGUCUGUCCCACUUCCUGAAGCGUGUCUGUGUGUCCGUCUGUCAGAGAGAACUUGUUGCGAUUGGGCAGGAAGGUCUUCCCUAGAUGAGAACUUUUUCCGCUGGCGGUUCUUGCAGAGCAGCUUGUCCACCUGCGACGAGCUGGGAAAGAUAUUUUGUGAUGGUGUUGUCACUCUUUCCAUUGGGCUUUGUUUGCCACAUUGGCCUCUUGGCGUUCCAGGGAUGGGGGCUACAGAGCCCCCUCCACCUCAGCCACUCUUUCGGGAGAGGGGUGCCGAGAAAGGGAUGGUAUAAUGCUAAGGGCGAUCUGUUGAAUUUCAUCGGAAUAUUUGGCAUAUAAGGAAGUGGGAAACGUUGGCUAGCAAUCUAGCUUGGCCUGGGCAGCGACGGGCCGACUCCAUGAGGAGGGCAUUGUGCUCUGGCCACCCCAGUGCUGGAGUGGUGUGUGCAGAGAGAGAUGAAAGGCCCGUCCCCAAUUCUUCAGGUGGGUUGGCCCGCCCGGUUUGUGCCUUGUUCAGGGCACGGACAUUCAGCAGCAUCCCUCCUGCUCCACCUCCUCGAUUCCUUUUUCCUCGGGCAGAUCUGGCCCCUACCAGAAAUGCACCCGCCACCAGCCUUCACAUGCUCCGAAGCCUCUGGCUGGUAGGAAGAAGGCCUGUAUCACUUUUCCCAGCAACCAAGAAAUGGUCCACGAUCGACCGAGGGUGGCAAGUCCAGAUGCUGAAGGCAGUUGCUGCCACAGCUGCCCAGAAGCUUCUGCCACCAGAGGACUCCUGUGCAGCAGCUUCUGGGCAUCCCAGACAAUUCUUCCCUGUUCUGAUCGUUCGAGCAAAGCCUCUUUUGGGAUCGUUUUGUGGGAUGGGCUGAGCAAGACACCUGGCUUGCGAGCUACAGGAGUGGACUGUCGUUUUGCGGUUGGGCUGAAGUAGGCAAGUCUGCUUGCGGUGGGUGAACUGCUGAAGUCGGGUCUGAGGAACUGGGCAAGCCAUUUCAGAGGGAAGAGAAUUCUUGUUUUAAUUUUAUUAUUAGGAAAUUGCAUAUAUGGUCAUCCGGUCAUGUUAAUGGCUUUCUGGUCUCAUUACUGUGAGUGGUUCCCUUUUUCUAGUGUGUAGUUAAUGGCUCCCAAAUGAUUGUGUGUGUGUGUACGUGUGCGCGCAUCUCGGCUGGAUUCUUCCAUUCCUCCCCACUGUGUAAGGAUGGGCCGAACUCCACAAUAAAAUCUAUGAAAUGAACUUAAA